Pararge aegeria (speckled wood butterfly) is the source of this 2268-nucleotide messenger RNA. It is a transcript of the gene Pfdn2, whose product is annotated as prefoldin subunit 2. Gene Ontology annotation, molecular function: protein folding chaperone. Gene Ontology annotation, biological process: protein folding. The coding region runs from base 160 to 588 and encodes 142 amino acids. NCBI's taxonomy places the organism in Eukaryota, Metazoa, Arthropoda, Insecta, Lepidoptera, Nymphalidae. The record is from RefSeq and is a predicted model, not a curated record. Gene Ontology annotation, cellular component: prefoldin complex; cytoplasm. The transcript has 4 exons.
AUAAACCACAGAUAACUUUAUAUCGGUAUAAGUCAUAAGUACUAUAUCAGAGUCUGAAUAAAAACAGACAGAGUUGUGAGACUUUAAACCAGAUGAGCUCGUGGAGUGCCGCACAUCAUAACCUCACUCGAUAGCAUAGAAUACUAAAUAAAGCAAAAGAUGGCAAAGAGCACUAGCAAGAGCGGUAAAUCUAAAUCCAAUGAAGAAGUGUUUGCGGGCUUCCAGAACCUUCGCAGCGAGCAGAGACAGCUCGCCAACAAGAUAUCAGAACUUGAGAUGGACCUGAACGAGCACAAGAUAGUGAUUGAGACGCUGCGCGGCGUUGAGCUAGCGCGCAAGUGUUUCCGCAUGGUGGGCGGCGUGCUGGUAGAGCGCACUGUGGCGGAGGUACUGCCGGAGCUAGAGGGCAACAGAGACCGCCUGCCACAGGCACUACAGGCUCUCAACGAGCAGCUGGCGCGCAAGGGGCAGGAGAUCAACGACUACAUCGAGAAGCACGACAUCCGCGUGCAGCGAGGCGCCGACAGCGAGCCCGCCGCUGCCGCGCCCGACGCCGCCAAGAGCAACGUGCUGGUGGCCAGCGCCUGAGCCGUCGCUGCCGCGCCGCCACUUAUGGUGCUUGGGGCCUACUAAUGUCACUUAAAAACAGCAUUAUGUUAAAAUUAUGCUUGUCCAGCAAAGUCUACCACCACCAAGCUUAUUUCUGCCGCUAAGCAGCAGGCAAUGGUUUUCCACUUACCAUGUGGUGGGACAUCUGCUUGACCCGUCAAUUGUUACUAUCAAUGCCUACCUAUAAAGAAAUAAUUCUCAAACACACAAAUCAAUAAUAUUAAAAUAAUACUGCUUUAAGCGAUUGUAGUAAGGGAUAGGUGUUACCUUGGGUCUUGAAGUCAUGAAAACUGUUUAUCUAUGUCAGUUUACACAAUGUAAGUAACUAUAAAUUAUGCUUUCAGCUGAGACAGACUUGCACCUGUGUCAUUGGUAACUUGAAUACAUAUCUUAUUUCAAACCACUUUCAAUAAGUGGAUUAAGUGGGUGUAAUUGUGUGGAACAAAGCAAUUGUUAAUUCUGUAAUCAUGGAAGCUAUUAUUUUAACAACUAAGAUGUUUUUUUUAUUCUUUUCGUCGUUUUUCUGAUAAAUGAUUGGUUUUUGCUUUGGCUAUUAUAUGACAAUUAAUUAGUAUUGUAAAUAUUGUCAUGAAUGUCUGAAAUUGCAAAAAAAAAUUAUGCUGGUAUUUUAGAAUACUGUGGUUUAAGUUUUUUAAUUCCUGUCAGUUAAAUUCACAUUAUGCAUACUUAGUUUUUGUGUAAUUGUUUUAGCGGAACAUUGUAAACAAAAUCCUAUUCCCAAGUACUCCUUAGGAUUUGUUUUUUUUCAUGAGCUUUGAAUUCUUAUAGUAAAUUAAUUAUAUAGUAUUUAAUAGUUAUAAAAAUUAACAGUAAGUUGUAAUAAUAUACAUUUUUAAUUAACAUUUUAUUUUUAUUUUCAACACAUGAAAUAUAUUUAUAAAAUCUACUGUACCCAGUAACAAUGAGUGCAUGAUGCAUUUGCAAGUUGCUCAGACCAGUGUGUGGACUAACAACCAUAUUGGCACUGGCAUCUUUGAAAUUUUUUAAUUACUAUUAUGAAACUUCACCCCACAGACAUUGAAAACAUUGACCCCUAUUUUUUUAACUUCUCUUAUGAUGUAAACAAUCUUUCCCCAAGGUACAUUUUAAAACAUUAAGAAAUAAGGAAAACAUUGUUUUAAUUUAUUUUAUAAUAUAUCAAUGUAUACUCAAGUCGAAAAUGUGUCAUACCUGAAAGAGUUCUUAGAGCAAUUGUAAAAUCAACAAUUGCAGUACAAAGUUUUCAGAUGUACAAUAUAUUUAAUAAUGAAGAUGGCUUUUUUAUGCAGAAAAAAUGUCCUACAGGCAUUUCAUUUCCACCUUUAUAUAUAAAUAUUAUAGAAUAUCAUAGUAUAUCCCAAGUUUAUUUUUUUAAGUUGCCCAAUAGUAGUGAAGUAACCUGCCCAUGCACCUGUACACCUAAAUAUCAAAACCCAAAAAUUCAAUAGUUCGUUUACAAAAAUAGUAAUCUAUUCUAUUAUGUAAUAGAAUCACACUAUGGAAUAUAAUAAAGUUGAAUGUCUUGCAUAUUCCACAUCCGCAUGCCCUUGGGCCAUGGCACAUCUCUAGACGAAAUUAUCUCAUAAAAACAAGUUCAAUAAGACUUAUUGCAUUGAUGUUAUUUUGGAAUGACUUGUUCAUUAUACGUAUUAACUAAUA